AGACAACCCAGGCGUCUAGCGCACACGUCAGUUUGUCGCAGGUGCACCAGGAACAACAUAUCAAACGUAGUACUUUCAUAUCCUCAGGAUGGCACCCAAACUAUAUGUCACCAAGCGUGACGGACGCAAGGAAGCUGUGCUUUUCGAUAAGAUCACAUCACGCAUAUCGCGACUGUGCUAUGGUCUGAACGAAGAAUUCGUCGACCCCACUGAUGUGACCAUGAAGAUCGUCUCCGGUAUAUACGCCGGUGUCACGACCGUUGAGCUAGAUACGCUUGCGGCUGAGACCUGUGCAUACAUGACCACCACACACCCCGACUACGCUAUCCUGGCUGCCCGCAUUGCGAUGUCCAAUCUGCACAAGGAAACAAAGAAGGUUUUCAGUGAGGUUAUGAAUGAUUUGGCUACCUACGUUAACCCCAAGAACGACAAACAGAGUCCUCUGGUCUCCGAGGAGUUCAUCCAGCGUGUGCGAGCCAACUCUGAGAAACUCAACUCGGCGAUUGUUUACGAUCGUGACUUUAACUACCAGUACUUCGGGUUCAAAACAUUAGAGAGAUCCUACCUGCUGCGCCUGGACGGAAAAGUUGCUGAGCGACCUCAGCACAUGCUUAUGCGUGUGAGUGUGGGUAUACAUGGCGACGACAUCGAUGGGGCUAUUGAAACAUACAACAACCUAUCACAGGGUUGGUUUACACACGCUUCACCUACCCUGUUCAACGCCGGCACAAGACGUCCCCAGCUAUCGUCGUGUUUCCUUCUCACAAUUGAGGACGACUCCAUUGAAGGUAUCUACAACACCCUGAAGACUUGCGCGAUGAUCUCCAAGAGUGCCGGAGGUAUCGGACUCAACGUUCACAAGAUCAGAUCCAAAGAAAGCUACAUCGCUGGAACCAAUGGAAACUCCAACGGACUUGUGCCUAUGUUGCGUGUAUUUAACAACACCGCACGCUACGUUGACCAAGGCGGUAAUAAGCGUCCCGGAGCAUUUGCAAUGUAUCUAGAGCCCUGGCACGCAGAUAUAUUCGAGUUCCUGGAUCUAAAGAAGAAUACAGGUUCAGAGGAGAUGCGUGCACGUGAUCUUUUCUUCGGCCUGUGGAUCAACGAUCUAUUUAUGGAACGGUGCGAAGCCGAUGGAGAGUGGAGUCUGUUCUCACCAAGUGAUGCACCAGGCUUGGACGAUGUCUGGGGAAAGGAGUUCGAAGAUCUGUACCACAAGUACGAGCGCGAGGGUAGAGCUAAGCGAGUAAUCAAGGCACAGCAGCUGUGGUUCGCCAUUCUAGAGGCGCAGACCGAGACCGGAACACCAUACAUGCUGUACAAGGAUGCGUGUAACCGCAAGAGUAACCAGCAGAAUUUGGGUACCAUCAAGUGCUCUAAUCUGUGCUGUGAGAUCGUCGAGUACUCUUCCCCCGACGAAGUGGCUGUGUGCAAUCUUGCGUCCCUGGCCUUGCCUAAGUACGUCAAGACCGACGGCGCAAACGGCCCCGAGUUCGACUUUGUGAAGCUCGAGGAGGUCACCAGAAUAGCCACGCGCAAUCUAAACAAAAUCAUCGACGUCAACUAUUACCCUGUGCCUGAAGCCGAGAAGAGUAACAAGCGCCACCGACCUAUCGGUCUAGGUGUACAAGGCCUUGCAGACGCGUUCAUCUUGAUGCGCCUGCCAUUCGAUAGCCCCGAUGCACGCGUGCUGAACAAGCACAUCUUCGAGACUAUCUACUACAGUGCGGUGACGGAGAGUAUUGCGAUAGCCAAGAGGGAGGGUCCAUACGAGACCUACGCUGGCUCCCCAGCGAGCAAGGGUAUCUUGCAGUUCGAUAUGUGGGAUGUUGUCCCCUCGGAUAGACACGAUUGGGCUAAGGUCAAGGAGAAUAUGGCUUUGUACGGACUCAGAAAUUCACUGUUGGUCGCCCCUAUGCCUACCGCUAGCACAGCUCAGAUUCUGGGUAAUAACGAGAGCAUAGAGCCCUACACAUCGAACAUCUACACACGUCGCGUGCUUUCAGGAGAGUUCCAGAUUGUCAACCAGCAUCUGCUGAAGGACCUCACCGAUCUGGGAUUGUGGGACACAGAUAUGAAGAAUCAGCUGAUUGCUUCAGGAGGAUCAAUCCAGAACAUCACACGCAUCCCUGAGCAAUUACGGGACAUAUACCGAACCGUCUGGGAGAUGUCGCAGAAGAGCCUGAUCGAUAUGGCCGCCGACAGGGGUGCCUAUGUGUGCCAGUCACAGAGUUUCAAUCUGUUUAUCGCUGAGCCCAAUUUCGGAAAGCUGACAAGCAUGCACUUCUACGCGUACAAGAAGGGUUUGAAGACAGGUAUGUACUACCUGCGUACACGUCCCGCCGUAAAUGCUAUUCAGUUUACAGUGGAUACAGAGAAACUUGCCGCAGCUGUUAAGACCGCUAGUCUACGCACAGCAGAAGAGAACGAGGAGGCCCUUCUGUGCUCUAUCAACAAUAAGGACGAUUGCACCAUGUGUUCCGGUUAAGUAGUUGCACCUGCAUACAUACAAUAAUAACGUACUCUAUUAACAUAUGGAUGCACGCCCGUGUCUGUACUCCGAGCACCGGGAUAUUGAUGCGAGUGUGCGCCAACCAAUCGCAAGGUUCCAGCGUGUAAUCCUGCAAGUAAAAUAGUUUGAUACUUUGUACAUAAUCAAUUCGAUACCCUUCCUUUCCUAGGAAGGGGUUGAUAGUAAUAAGUAAAUAAAAAACCUUAUACCUGA
Molecule: messenger RNA, 2725 nt
Organism: Sphaeroforma arctica JP610
Lineage: Eukaryota; Ichthyosporea; Ichthyophonida
Product: ribonucleoside-diphosphate reductase large subunit
Exons: 2
Coding region: 89-2488 (799 amino acids)
Biological process (GO): DNA replication; deoxyribonucleotide biosynthetic process
Cellular component (GO): ribonucleoside-diphosphate reductase complex
Molecular function (GO): ATP binding; ribonucleoside-diphosphate reductase activity, thioredoxin disulfide as acceptor
Source: RefSeq, a predicted model, not a curated record